AACACAAACACGGGCCUUUAAAGUGACUCUCUGUGUGACAGAACCGGUAUAGCGAAUACACGAAUCUAAAGUAUGCCAGUCUAUCGUGGUGGAUUUUUAUUGUAUUAUGUUUUAUACUAAUGUCUCCUGCAAUGCAAGACGAGACUGACAAAGAGCAGACCUCUGGGAACUGGUCUUGGUGGCCCUCUUGGAGACCAACAUCCAUGUCAUUACUGAAAACAGCCGAAGCUAAAAUCCUUGCCUAUAUCAAAAAUGACGUUUGGUCUAGAUAUGUGACUUUGCCAAAUCAGAACAGAAUAUGGACCCUUAAAGUCACCAAUAAAUCAGCACGCAAGCAUACAGACCAAGUUGCUCAGACGCCUCUAGUGAUGAUCCACGGGUUUGGAGGAGGUGUCGGUCUCUGGAUCCGUAACCUGGACGCUUUGAGUCAUUCUCGACCCGUCUACGCCUUUGACCUGCUGGGCUUCGGUCGCAGCUCUCACCCGUCGUUCCCGUCUGACGCCUCAUUGGCUGAGGAGCAGUUUGUUACUUCAAUUGAGCAGUGGAGACAAUCUCUGGGGCUGGAGCGCAUGAUCCUACUGGGACACAGCUUGGGUGGUUAUCUUGCAACAUCUUAUACAAUCCAGUAUCCAGAAAGAGUCAGUCACCUCAUCCUGGUGGACGCGUGGGGUUUCCCUGAGCGACCUCAGCCUCAGUUCGAGGGGUCAGGAGGUCAAGUGUCUGAGGAUAAAAGGGUCUCGCCGUCUCGCUGGGUGAAAGCUCUGGUGUCAGUGUUCGUCCUCUUCAACCCGCUGGCCGUCUUCAGAGCAGCCGGACCCUGGGGUCCAGGGCUGGUGAACAGAUUCCGUCCCGACUUCAACAGGAAGUUUGAGAAUCUGUUUGAUGACGACACCAUGACACAAUACAUUUACCACUGUAACGCUCAGAACCCGAGCGGUGAGGUGGGUUUCAAAGCCAUGGUUGAGUCGAUCGGGUGGGCCAAGAGGCCGAUGGUUCAGCGAGUUCAUCUGCUGCCCCCGUCGAUGCCCGUCAGCAUACUGUACGGCUCGCUGUCCUGGGUGGACCCUUCCACUGGAAAAACAGUCGUUCAGAUCAGAGGCAAAAGCCCCACCAGCGUCACGCUGAUCGAAGAUGCUUCCCAUCACGUCUACGCCGAUCAGCCAGAAGAGUUCAACCGAGUAGUUGAGAGCAUUUGUAACACAGUAGACUGAAUAUGAUGCACAUUGGUUUGUAUGCGCAUCUGUAUUUUUGAAAGAGGUAUGUUCCGUGUCUGUGGGAUCAGGUUGAAAGAAACAUUUAAAAGCUAAGCUGUUCUCAGUCCUUGUCGCUUCAUAUUCUGAUUUUACUGUUUGAGGCCUUUAAUGUGGAAUUGCUUAGUGAUUGUGCUGCGGGAUUCAGUGGAAACUGGUUGUGUUUGUAUUUUUUUAAACCUCUCCAUCUUAUUCUUCAAUGUGGAAGUAAGCAUUAGCUGCUAUAGGGAAAUAACCAGAAGAACGGCAACGUGCAGUAAAGGGUAAAACUGUUUGCACUACAAGCCAGUGUGUUCAUAAUACAUUAAAAUAAUAUGGUAAGUCACACUAAUUUGCAAUAUCAAGCUGUUCUGCACAGCUAAAAAUAGCUGGAUUCCAUUGAGACCGGAUGCCAGACUCAUACAAUUCACAAAGGUGGAUGUUACAUUCAGAUUUCUUUUGAGUCAUGCACUGUGUCAUGAAUGCACUGACAGUGAUUGGACAGUCAUAUUGACUAAAAGAAGAGAUAUUUAAUUAAUCAUUCAUUAUUAUAAACGAUUGUCUGUUUUUAGAACCUGUCUGCAUUUGUUUGUCUUCAUAGAUUUUUAUACUGCUAUAGUGCUUAUUUUAUGUGCACUGUAUAUUUAUUUAAGCUUUUUAUGUAUAUAAUUAUUUACGCAUCAGUGCAGCAUCACCCUGAUCCAAGUUUGUGAUUCUUACACGUUUUGUUUAUCAUGAUAAUCUUUAAAAAUGAAGACCUCUUCUGUGAAUCCUGAAGCCUAAAUGCGAAAUUAGCUAAAGGAACUGCACCGCAGUCAUGUGACUUCAACUUCACAACCAAUACGUUUCCAAAACCUCUUAUAGUCUUUAUUUUAAAACAUUUAGAAAAGUUUGCAGGAGCUUGAUAAACACAAAUGAGUCUGUAAAAGCAAAUGAGUUGAUCUGUUUUUCGUGUCCCAAUUAGUCACCAGCAACUAGCUUAAAAACAUAAGUAACAGAGUAUCACUGAUGCAUAUUAUGUUGUAGAAUAAAGCUGAACAUAUCCUGGGCUGAGAACUGAGAAAUCUCAUUUCCCUUGAUCUUUUGACAUCAAAGAGGUCAUUGUACUUUAAAAGCAUCCUGUAAGUUUCAAAACUCAAAACUUUCUCGUUAGUUUAAAAACAGCUUUUAUUGAAACCAAGCUCAGAAAAUGACUCGUUUUGUAUUGUGCCAAUUUAUGAUGUAAUAGUGCUGCAAAUGCCCACCUCUGCAACUGUUAGGCAGUCAUAGCAGUGAGUGUUUACUUGCGAUUCUUGAAUGCAUCAUCUCUGCACUCUAUUUUGUUUCUGGGAGUUUUUCUCAUUCAUGUGAUUACAAUUAAGUGACACUAUGAGGCACUGGAUGCACAAUUUUGCUUUUUGAGGUAUGCAACUGAUUUCAUCAGAGAAUGAGUUGCAUAAUUCCUGAUAAUGUUAUAUGGCGAGUGAAAAAGUAUUAAAUAAAUGUAUCAAACAG
This is a messenger RNA of Carassius auratus (goldfish), 2723 nucleotides long. Its product is annotated as protein ABHD4-like. Gene Ontology annotation, cellular component: lipid droplet; mitochondrion. Gene Ontology annotation, molecular function: lysophosphatidic acid acyltransferase activity; phosphatidylcholine lysophospholipase A1 activity. Gene Ontology annotation, biological process: phosphatidic acid biosynthetic process; lipid homeostasis. Lineage: Eukaryota; Metazoa; Chordata; Actinopteri; Cypriniformes; Cyprinidae. The record is from RefSeq and is a predicted model, not a curated record. The transcript has 8 exons. The coding region runs from base 120 to 1211 and encodes 363 amino acids.